Molecule: messenger RNA, 1131 nt
Organism: Gopherus evgoodei (Goodes thornscrub tortoise)
Lineage: Eukaryota; Metazoa; Chordata; Testudines; Testudinidae
Product: transcription factor COE3-like
Exons: 10
Coding region: 1-1131 (376 amino acids)
Biological process (GO): regulation of transcription by RNA polymerase II
Molecular function (GO): RNA polymerase II cis-regulatory region sequence-specific DNA binding; DNA-binding transcription factor activity, RNA polymerase II-specific
Source: RefSeq, a predicted model, not a curated record
AUGGCCCGGGUCGGCCAGGCCGGCAGGGGACGGGGCCGGGGACGGGGCCGGGGCCGCCCGCGGGCGCAGAGCGGCGGCUGCCCGGGGCCCGGCCCGGCGGGGCAGCUGGUGCUGCUCAUGGUGCUGCUGCCCGGCGAGGGGCGGAGGAGCCGCAGCGGCAGGAGGCGGAGGGGAGGCGGCCGGCCCAGCGCUCCGGCCCCGCGGCUCCCCCGGGAGCGCCCGCGGCUGCUGCUGCUGCUACCGCCGCCGCCGAGCGCCGAGCCCGCGGCCCCCGCCUGGAUGGAGGGUCUCCCCAGAGGAGGGCUGACCAUGAAGGAAGAACCCUUGAGCAGCGGACUGACAGCAGUGAGGUCCUGGAUGCAAAGCACCGGGAUCCUGGAUGCCAGCACGGCAGCCCAGAGCGGGGUGGGCCUGGCCCGCGCCCAUUUCGAGAAGCAGCCGCCCUCCAACCUGCGGAAAUCCAACUUCUUCCACUUCGUGCUGGCCAUGUACGACCGGCAGGGGCAGCCCGUGGAGAUCGAGCGCAGCUCCUUCCUCGACUUCGUGGAGAAGGACAGGGAGCAGAAUGGUGAGAAAACGAACAAUGGCAUCCAUUACCGCCUGCAGCUGCUGUACAGCAACGGGCUGCGGACGGAGCAGGAUCUCUACGUGCGGCUCAUCGACUCCAUGUCCAAGCAGGCCAUCAUCUACGAGGGACAGGACAAGAACCCCGAGAUGUGCCGAGUGCUCCUGACCCACGAAAUCAUGUGCAGCCGCUGCUGUGACAAGAAGAGCUGCGGGAACCGCAACGAGACUCCCUCUGACCCCGUCAUCAUCGACAGGUUUUUCCUCAAGUUCUUCCUCAAGUGCAACCAGAACUGCCUGAAGAACGCGGGGAACCCGCGGGACAUGCGCCGCUUCCAGGUGGUGGUGUCAACGACGGUGAAUGUCGACGGGCACGUCCUGGCGGUGUCUGAUAACAUGUUCGUCCACAACAACUCGAAGCACGGGCGCCGGGCGCGACGGCUGGACCCCUCCGAAGAAGCAGCCAGCCGGCUCUGCGGGCACGAUGCCCGGCAUUACAGAGGAUCCGACAGGCGCCAGGCACCCUGGAAACGACCUGGCACCAAAUCCCGCAGCACUGCCCUGUGA